AGUUAUUGCUACUUAAUGCGUAAACAUCGGACAUCCCCGUAACGUAACCACGUGACACUCGAAGUAGAAAAACAAGAAUCGAGAGUGCGCAUCGAGUAGAGUCGACCGAAGUCACCGACUGAACGACUCGGGUUCAUCGAAGAAAGCGGACAUCGGAUUUGAGAAAAUGUCGCUCUCGAAGCCAUCCAAUCUCAUGUACAGUCUCAUCGGCGCGUAUCUACAGCGUCUCUACACCAAUCCCUUGAAAACGAAGGCCAUAACGAGCUGCAUCAUCACUGCCCUUGGCAAUGUAGUGUCUCAGAAGUUGUCCGGUGCCAAGCAACUCAAUGAAGACAGUGUACUGGCCUUCGCUCUCUUUGGUCUGUUCUUCGGAGGACCAGUACCCCAUUACUUUUACACAUACAUACAUUUACUCGUAAGAAGUCCCCUGGGAAUCCUGCUGAUAGAGAGGCUCAUUUACACACCGUGUUUCCAGGCUUUGGCGCUCUACAUGCUUGCCAUUUUUGAGGGCAAGCCACACCGAUUGGCACACGCUCAAAUGCAAAAAUUAUACCUGCCAAUGUUGAUAGCUAAUCUGAAGUAUCUGACGUUGUUGCAGUACAUUAAUAUAAAAUACGUCCCGCCAAUGUUGAGAGUCUUGGUAGUGAAUCUCAUUGGUUUUAUGUGGGUUGUCUAUCUUGCAACGAAACGAGCGAAAGCUUCGAAACAGAAGUAAAGGGAGAUGCGAUUUUUGUUGUAAUUAUUGUUAUACAUAUCUUUUUUGUAUAGGUAUAUAGAUUUAUAAAUAUUUUUAUAACUAUGUGAAAAAAAUACGACGAUAAUAAGUGGUGGAAUGUGGCAUCAUUCCAAGAGGUGACGGUAUCUCACAUAUGAUAUAAUAUAUAACGUAUCUUGAAUUUAAAUAUAUCCUUUCUAUCUUAGACAAAACAAAGUAACAAUACAUUCCAAUUGCAAUUUGUUGUCCGUCGAAAAACUUGUAAAAUACGUUGACUUGAAAAAUUGUGAAAAAUAUACAUUAAUAUAUAAUCAA
Molecule: messenger RNA, 1030 nt
Organism: Ooceraea biroi (clonal raider ant)
Lineage: Eukaryota; Metazoa; Arthropoda; Insecta; Hymenoptera; Formicidae
Product: PXMP2/4 family protein 3
Cellular component (GO): cytoplasm; peroxisomal membrane
Source: RefSeq, a predicted model, not a curated record